Molecule: messenger RNA, 3874 nt
Organism: Rhineura floridana
Lineage: Eukaryota; Metazoa; Chordata; Lepidosauria; Squamata; Rhineuridae
Gene: DCLRE1C
Product: DNA cross-link repair 1C
Exons: 14
Coding region: 205-2469 (754 amino acids)
Biological process (GO): double-strand break repair via nonhomologous end joining; interstrand cross-link repair; protection from non-homologous end joining at telomere
Molecular function (GO): damaged DNA binding; 5'-3' DNA exonuclease activity
Source: RefSeq, a predicted model, not a curated record
GCAAGCCUGAAAACAGCCUGCCGCUGCCUGAAGUCAUGAGGGCUACAACCUGAGUCCCCUGCGCCCGACUGAACUGGACAGGAAAAGGAUUAGACGCUAUAUAGCAAUGACGCCCCAGCCGCCGAGUUACAUUUACGCCCCUUUCGGCGAAGUUAGGGCGCGAGUGUUCUGAGGCUUUCCGGUGAUUGGGCCCGAGCUCGGCCAAUGGGAGGACGGCGCGGAAAGGAGCCUGGCGGAAGUAACCUCGGCGGAGCCGAAGAGAGCUUGGAGGAAUCCUGUUGGGUUUUUUCAGGCAGUGCCAUGAGUAGCUUUGGAGGGAGGAUGCGAGAAUAUCCGCAUCUCUCCAUAGACCGCUUCGAUCGGGAAAAUCUGCGAGCCCGGGCGUACUUCCUGUCUCACUGCCAUAAAGAUCACAUGAAAGGCCUGAGAGCUCCUUCCCUGAAAAGAAGACUGGCAUGCAGCUUGAAAGUUCGCCUGUACUGUUCACCAGUGACAAAGGAGUUGCUGCUAACUAAUCCACGUUACGAAUUUUGGAAGAAUCACAUUGUUUCCCUUGAAGUUGAAACUCCAACGCAAAUUUCUUUGGUUGAGGAAGCAUCUGGCGAGAAAGAAGACGUAGUUGUGACACUUCUACCAGCUGGCCACUGCCCAGGAUCGGUCAUGUUUCUAUUCCAAGGUGAACAUGGCACUGUGUUGUAUACCGGGGAUUUCAGACUUGCCAAAGGAGAAGUGGCCCGAAUGGAACUUUUGCACUCAGGGAGCAGAGUGAAAGACAUCCAGAGCGUGUACUUGGAUACCACUUUCUGUGAUCCCAAAUUUUAUCAGAUACCAAGCAGGGAAGAAUGCACGAGGGGUAUAUUAGAGUUAGUACGAAGCUGGAUCUCCCUUAGUCCCUAUCACAUGGUAUGGCUGAACUGCAAAGCGGCUUAUGGAUAUGAGUAUUUAUUCACAAAUCUCAGUGAGGAGCUUGGAAUUAAGGUGCAUGUGAACAAACUGGACAUGUUUAAAAACAUGCCAGAAAUCCUUUACCAUAUUACCUCCGAUCGGCGUACUCAGAUUCAUGCAUGUCGCAAUCCAAAGGAUGAUGAAUUCUUCCGAGGGAACAGAUUGCCUUGUGGAAUGACUUCCCAGAGUGGAAAACGGUUGCACAUAAUUAGCAUCAAACCAUCCACAAUGUGGUUUGGAGAAAGGACAAGGAAAACCAAUGUAAUAGUGAGGACUGGGGAGAGUUCAUACAGAGCUUGCUUUUCCUUUCACUCUUCUUAUAGUGAGAUUCAGGAUUUCUUGAGCUAUAUUCGCCCAGUGAAUGUGUAUCCUAAUGUAAUCCCAGUAGGUGCAACAGAGGACAGAGUUAUAGAAAUCUUAAAGCCAUUAUGCAGAUUGUACAGCAAAAAUAGUGAGCUGACAUAUAAACCACUUGGAGCACUGAAGAGAACCAAAACCAUGGACCUAGCAGAUGCAGAUGAUAGGAGUGAUGAACUCUUUGCUGCAGAAUUGAUUCCUGUAAGAUACAAAAUUCCAAAAGUCCUGCCAGCUGUUGCAUCAUCUGAAAAUAAACCUCUUCCUGAUAAUCAUCAAAAUGACUGUGACAAAACAAGUUAUAAGGCAUCUUCCAUGCCAACCUCUUUGAAGGUAGAUUUCAUAGAGUGUGAGGAAUCCAAUGGUGAGGAUGACGAUGAAGAAGAAUCGGAGGACUUGGUUCUAGCUGAAAUUCUUCCACCCAGUGCAGACUCUACCACUCUGUUGCAAAAUCCAGGAUCGGUUCGUUCAGAGCCCACUUCCAAGCAAAAUGAGAACAGGCAACAUUGUAAUCUGGAAGUGCCAAAGUGGGAUGCCUUCUUUAAACGCAAUGUGGAAGUCACAGAUACCUCUGAACAUGAAGACAAUUUUCUACCUCCCACAGAUUCAAGUGAGCCUCAGUCCCCCAGCUUGUUCAGUGACAACGAUGAGGAUUUUAGUGAUUCUACUCACAUCUCCUCCCAGACCUCUUCUCAGUCUACACAUAUAUCUGAGCAAGGUAGCCAAGGGUGGGAUAGUCAGGCAGAUACUUUGCUCAUUUCAUCACAAGAGAGAAAGAACUUUGAAUUCAGCCCUUUAAAGAGGGGAACAGACAGAGCAAUGUGCUAUGCAUCUUGUCUACCUCCUGAGGAAAACCAAACAAAUUUGCAGAGUUGUAAACCUUGGGGUUACAGUGCACUGUCCACAAAGAAUGUUGACUUUGAACGCCAAGGCAAAGCCCAGGAAGUGAACACAGCCACACCUACUUUGACACAUAGUGUGCAGAGUGGAUCAACUAAUGAGAGGAGCAAACAGAGUGACAGUUCAGGGAUACUUAAUCCUGAGGCCCAGCUAAACUCUGAGAGCUCGUCUGAUUUUGAAAUUCCUUCUACUCCUGAUACAGAGAUUCCUAAACCAGACCAUCUGUGCAGUCUGUACAAGAAGCUGGCCGCGGGGGAGAAUCUAUACUGAGUGGGAAACAAAGACCUAUCAACUUUUUUGUAUUAUGAGUUAAGUGUCAGCCUUCCCCAAAUCACGUAUUUUGAUAGUAAUUAUGUAAUUUGAAACGUGACUGUUUUUUCAUUGUUUUAGUUAACAUUGAAAAUAGAUUUUUCCUGUUGUAUGGGAAAUUCCUAUAUUCACUUUGAUAGAAAACAGAGAAAAUUCUAAUCAGAAACGCAUUGAAGUCUGUUCAAAGGCUCUUUUUGAGAAAGUUGUUUGACGCAAGUACAGUUUGGUGUGAGAUCCUGCCCUGGACUCCUUCUGGAAGGAAGGGCAGGAUAUAAAAGAUCAUUUAUAUAUAAAAAACGCUUUGAGUUCUUCAUUGAAUGUAUUUUUAAAUAUCUUGUUGAGCAGGAUGAAUGAACCAUAAUGCAAGUAUUCAUCUCAACAGCCAUCAUAUAAACAUUUACACGAACAGCCACUUGUCAUCCUUUAUUGGCAAGAUUGUCUUCACACCUGACCAUGAACUCAAGCCCCCUUCCAGUUUCUCAUGUGAAGGGGGCAUUACAUAAUUACUGGAGAAGGGGACUGUACUCCUGGCCCGUCUCCCAGAUAUCCAUUCAUUAGCCUGGCUGGCUACAGUGAAGCCUCUAUGCAACUUCCCCAGUUGUGUGUGCAGGAGGGGACUUACUAAAUUUAGGAUCUUACUUGCCUAGUGAAAUAUUUAAAAUAUGAUUUUAAAGAAAUUUAAUCUUUUCAUCCAGUCAGUAGUUGGAAACUCACCCUACUUUUUCAUGCUACUAGCAUUCUUUAAGAUGGAGGGGUGGGAUUUUAUUAUUUUAUUUAUUUAAUUACAUUUCUAGACCGCCCUAUAGCAGAAAGCUCCCAGGGCGGUGUACAACAAAUAAAAUCACAAUUAAAAUAUGAGCAAGUGUGGAAAAAAAUAUAUAUAUAUAGUACAAUUAUAAAACAUUAAUAAAAUUGCCAUUGAGAUUUAUAAAUUAAGAUCAUAUUAAGUUUAGAAUGUUAAAUUAAAAUAUUUAAAAAUUUACAAAAUUUAAAAAGCCUGGGCGAAAAGGUAAGUUUUUACCUGGCGCCGAAAAGAUAACAGAGAAGGCGCCAGGCGUAUCUCAUCUGGGAGGGCAUUCCAUAGUUCGGGGGCCACCACCGAGAAGGCCCUAGAUCUAGUUGUUGAUCUCCGGGCCUCUUUAUGGGUUGGGACCCGGAGAAGGGCCUUCGACAUCGAGCGUAGUGAACGGGUAGGUACAUAGCGAGAGAGGCGAUCCAUCAGGUAUUGCGGUCCAAUGCCGUUUAGGGCUUUAUAGGUAAGAACCAACACUUUGAAUCUGGCCCGGAAACAUAUCGGUAGCCAGUGCAGCUGCGCCAGGACAGGUGUUAUAUGGUCAAAUUUCUUUGUCCCAGUGAGAACUCUGGC